Molecule: messenger RNA, 3641 nt
Organism: Ictidomys tridecemlineatus (thirteen-lined ground squirrel)
Lineage: Eukaryota; Metazoa; Chordata; Mammalia; Rodentia; Sciuridae
Source: RefSeq, a predicted model, not a curated record
CGCCGGGAUGAGCCACCACCGCCUCCGCUGCCCCUCUAGCUUCUGGUUUCUCUGCUGCGGAAUCUCAGGAAAUCAAAGCGGGCGGGCGGACUUCCUCCAGAACCCGCUCUCCACCUUUCCUUACCCUGGUGGCCGCGCCGCGCGGGAUAUCAAUUACUAAAAAGAACAUUUGUGUUCCGGCCCUCUGCACGCCCCUGGAGUUGACGGUCCGGCUGAUCCACACUCUCGCCGGAGCUUCUUCUGGACGCCCCCGCGGUUUGCCGGCACACGCACCCCCACACACACACUCCAAAAGGUUUCAGUUUAUUUUUUGAGCUGGGAAAAGAACGACCAAGAUAAAAAAAAAAAAAGAGAGAGGGAGGCGGCAGAUGGCAAACGUAGAAUAAAUGUCCAUCUCGUCCUCCGAGCGAAAUCGAGGGAGGGGACUCGCUGGGGGGUGGCAAAGAAGGAGCUGCCCAUUAAAACCAGCUCUGAGAGUCCUGGCGGCGGCGGCGGUGGCGGCGGCGGCGCGGGACGCGUCACAUCCCCUUGACCCUCCAAUCACCUCGGGCUCCCAUUUGAUUGGAAGGCGGCAAAGGCUUUAAUCUCCCCCUCGGUGCAGCUGCUUUUGAAGUGAGUUUCCUCGCCAGAGCCCCGGCUGGACAAGCAGCAGCUCACAUCGUAGAGCGCAGCGCCGGCUCGGGGCCGCGAGAGCGCAGCGCAAGGGCGCAGCCCGAGGCGGACGCCGCUAACCGCUCCGCGCUCCCGCAGUCCCGCCGGCUGCUCCGGCCGGGCCACCGUUCCACUGCAGGCCACCCAGGAUUAUUCGCCCCUGGCUCUAGGCGCCAAGAAGGCGUACUGGGCGCCUGAGGCCGCCGCGCCAGCUCCUCCUCCUGCUGCUGCUGCUCCUGCUCCCCGGGCGAGCGCGCAGCCCCGAGCCCGCCCCGCGCCUCCGGGAGCCCUCCCCCCGCUGCUCCCAUGCGUGCGGGUGGGUCAUGAGCACAGCGCCCUCGCUUUCUGCCCUAAGAAGCAGUAAGCACAGCGGCGGCGGCGGAGGCGGCAGUGCGGACCCUGCCUGGACCAGCGCUCUCUCUGGAAAUAGCUCCGGCCCCGGCCCAGGCUCGUCCCCGGCCGGCAGCACCAAGCCUUUUGUGCACGCCGUGCCCCCCUCUGACCCCCUGCGCCAGGCCAACCGCCUGCCCAUCAAGGUGCUGAAGAUGCUGACGGCACGGACUGGCCACAUUUUGCACCCCGAGUACCUGCAGCCCCUGCCUUCCACUCCCGUCAGCCCCAUCGAGCUUGAUGCCAAGAAGAGCCCGCUGGCACUGUUGGCGCAAACAUGUUCACAGAUCGGGAAGCCGGACCCCUCGCCCUCUUCCAAACUCUCUUCAGUUGCCUCCAAUGGGGGCGGCGCGGGUGGUGCAGGCGGCGGCGCCGGGGGCGACAAGGAUACCAAGUCGGGCCCCCUGAAGCUGAGCGACAUCGGCGUGGAGGACUGUUCGCCCGGCGGCAUGCUGCCCUCGGCCGGGGGCGGCCCGGAGGGCAAGGACGACAAGAAAGACGCUGACGCGGGCGGUGGCGGCAGCAGCAAGGGUGCCGGAGGCGCCUCGGCGGAAGGGGGACCCACCGGGCUGGCGCACGGCCGGAUUAGCUGCAGCGGCGGAAUUAAUGUGGACGUCAACCAACACCCGGAUGGGGGUCCCGGAGGCAAGCCCCUAGGCUCUGACUGCGGCGGCUCCUCGGGCUCCAGCUCUGGCUCGGGCCCCAGCGCACCCACCUCCUCCUCGGUGCUGGGCUCUGGGCUGGUGGCUCCGGUGUCUCCCUACAAGCCAGGCCAGACAGUGUUCCCUUUGCCUCCCGCGGGCAUGACCUACCCAGGCAGCCUGGCCGGGGCCUACGCCGGCUACCCUCCCCAGUUCCUGCCACACGGCGUGGCACUGGACCCCACCAAGCCCGGCAGCCUGGUGGGGGCACAGCUGGCUGCGGCAGCGGCCGGCUCUCUGGGCUGCAGUAAACCGGCCGGCUCGAGCCCUUUGGCCGGGGCGUCGCCACCGUCUGUGAUGACAGCCAGUUUGUGCCGGGACCCGUACUGCCUCAGUUACCACUGCGCCAGUCACCUGGCAGGGGCAGCAGCCGCCAGCGCCUCUUGCGCUCACGAUCCCGCCGCUGCGGCCGCAGCGCUCAAAUCCGGAUACCCACUGGUGUACCCCACGCACCCACUGCACGGCGUGCAUUCCUCGCUAACGGCCGCUGCCGCUGCGGGCGCCACACCGCCUUCCCUGGCUGGCCACCCCCUCUACCCUUAUGGCUUCAUGCUCCCUAACGACCCUCUCCCCCACAUCUGCAACUGGGUGUCGGCCAACGGGCCGUGCGACAAGCGCUUUGCCACGUCCGAAGAGCUGCUGAGCCACUUGCGGACCCAUACGGCCUUCCCUGGGACAGACAAACUGCUGUCGGGCUACCCCAGCUCGUCCUCUCUGGCCAGCGCCGCGGCGGCAGCCAUGGCUUGCCACAUGCACAUCCCCACGUCCGGCGCCCCAGGCAGCCCGGGGACGCUGGCGCUGCGCAGCCCCCAUCACGCGCUGGGACUCAGCAGCCGCUACCACCCCUACUCCAAGAGCCCGCUCCCCACACCCGGCGCCCCGGUGCCGGUGCCCGCCGCCACCGGACCCUACUACUCUCCCUACGCCCUCUACGGACAGAGACUGACUACCGCCUCCGCACUGGGGUAUCAGUGAGGGCUGCCGGGAGGGUUACCGAGCGAAAGGAACUGGGGGAGGGGAGGAGCCCAGGGAGGGGCGAGAUCCCGGCGGAGGCUGUUGACACCCGCGAGUGGGGAAGACCCACGCUACCGAAGGAAAUAUAUAUAUAUAUACCGUAUGUACCUAUCUACCCAUCAACAGCGAACGAGACCCGGUGGGAAACUCCCCUUUCCCCUACUUCUCACCUCCCCCACCCAAACUUUAUAAAAGUUGAAAAAAAUAUCAUUUGACUUUUUAUAAAAAAAAAAAGGAAGGAAAAAAUAAUUGAGAAGGUGUUCAUCUGAGGACUUCAUCGGUGGACACUGGUAUUUAUUUAUGUUAGCUCCAAGCGGACCCGUGGUUCAAAAGUGCAUUAUUUAGUUUGAGCUCCGUAGGUAAAAAGGAGGAGGGAAACUUUUUUUUUUUUUUAACUUGAGGGUAAAAAUGUGGAAAACAAACCCUCCCAUCCCUUGUAGAUUAUAAAUAAAAACAAAACCGCCACAGAACUAGAGGUCUUCUCUUUAAUGUUACUUUAAAAUUGCUCUGAUUGUAUCGUACGUUCUUAUUUAAUGUCUGACUGAAACACAAAUUUACAUGCAUGUUUGUUACAAAAAUGAAAAAGACAAAACAAGUCACAAUUUGUCAGUUCUAAUUUCAAAUUGCAAUUAUUUUUAAGGUGUAUACCAUCAAAAGAGAAUGGGUAUUUUUUUGUAUGUAUUCUGGAAGAAAACAAAAAAAAAAGGAAAAACAAUUCUAUUCCAAAACCUCAUUUGCCUUAUUUUGUUCUUUAAAAGGAACACUUAACUAUUUUUAAUUUUUAAGUCCACCCGCUGAGAAGGGGACAAGGUUUACGUCAUGUACUAAAAUAAUAGACAAUGUAUCGCUUUAAAGAUUAAAUUCCGUAUAUUUGAUGUAUUAAAA